Molecule: messenger RNA, 1281 nt
Organism: Aspergillus oryzae RIB40
Lineage: Eukaryota; Fungi; Ascomycota; Eurotiomycetes; Eurotiales; Aspergillaceae
Product: Tm-1-like ATP-binding domain-containing protein
Exons: 1
Coding region: 1-1281 (426 amino acids)
Source: RefSeq, a predicted model, not a curated record
AUGAAUAACAAAAUGCAAUCCCCCACAAUCCUCCUCCUAGGAACCUUCGACACCAAAACUCCCGAAUUAACCUACACCCACCAAACCCUCCUCACCCAAACCCCGCAACCAAACAUCCUAGUCCUAGACGUCAGCCACCACCCCCCACCAACAACAACAACCUCAGUAACCGACCUAAAUAUCACCCACACAAUCCCCCAAAAAGACCUCCCCGGCCAACGAGCCGAAUACAUAAAAGCCGCCUCCGAGCACGCCACCACCAUCGUCGCAGAUUUAUACAAGGAAAACAAAAUCCACGGCAUUAUUUCCAUAGGCGGGUCAUGCGGGACGAAUAUCGCGACGGCGGCGAUGCGGAAUGCCCUUCCUGUUGGGUUCCCGAAGCUGAUGGUCUCGACGAUGGCGAGCGGAGAUGUCAAGCCGUAUGUUGAGGAGACAGAUGUAACGAUGAUGUAUAGCGUUGUUGAUAUUGCGGGGAGGAAUUGGAUUCUGGAGGGGAUAUUGCGGAAUGCUGCGUGUGCCAUAUUUGGGAUGGCGGGGGGAUAUUAUAAAUCUUUGCUGAAGUCUCAGAGUCACAGAGAGGGUGGUAAUGGGGGUUCCCGGGGAAAGAAGAGGGUUGGAAUUACUAUGUUUGGGGUGACGACGCCGGGGGUGGAUCGCAUUCGAGCCCAUUUAGAGGAUGUCUACGGGUUUGAAGUCUAUGUGUUUCAUGCGACGGGGGCUGGGGGCAAGGCGAUGGAACGGCUGAUACGGGAAGGGCAGCUGGAUGCUGUUGUGGAUUUGACGACAAGUGAGGUUGUUGAUGAGGUUAUGGGGGGUGUGCUCUCUGCUGGGCCGGAGCGGUUGGUUGCUGCUGCGAGGGCAGGCAUUCCGCAGGUGGUCAGUGUUGGGGCUUGCGAUAUGGUCAAUUUUGGACCACGAAAUACCAUCCCCGAGCGGUAUGAGGGACGGUUGAUCUAUGAGCAUAAUCCGACGGUGACGCUGGUGAGGCCCAAUGCUGAAGAGACGGUGGCGGUGGCCAAAUUUAUUGCGGAGAAGUUGAGGUCUUGUGCUGUCAAGCCGGAGUUGAUUCGUUUGGUGCUUCCUACUGGGGGAAUUAGUAUGAUUGAUACCCCUGGACAGCCGUUUUAUGAUCCCGAGGUCGAUGAGGUGUUGUUUCUUACGUUGGAGAAGGAGUUGGAUGGGACUGGUAUUUCUAUUCUUAGGGACCCGAGAGCUAUCAAUGAUCCCGAGUUUGCGGUCAGUGUGGCGGAUAUGCUGGGAGAUUUGGUCAAAUCAUUGUAA